Molecule: messenger RNA, 456 nt
Organism: Aureococcus anophagefferens
Lineage: Eukaryota; Pelagophyceae; Pelagomonadales; Pelagomonadaceae
Exons: 1
Biological process (GO): monoatomic ion transport; transmembrane transport
Cellular component (GO): voltage-gated sodium channel complex; plasma membrane
Molecular function (GO): voltage-gated sodium channel activity
Source: RefSeq, a predicted model, not a curated record
GUCGCGGGCCUGCUCGCACCGGACUCGCCCCUGCGCUACCUGCGCAUGAUGCGCGCCUUCCGCGUCUUCCGCCUCUUCAAGCGCGUCAAGUCGCUGAACAAGAUCGUCGUGUCGCUGGGCAAGGCGAUGCCGGGCGUCAUGAACGCGUUCCUCAUCCUGACCUUGGUCAUGUGCAUCUACGCGAUCCUGGGCUACGAGUUCUUCCACAACUACCCCUGCGGCGACACGGGCGGGCCCGCGUCCUGCGCCUUCCUCUCCAAGGUCGAGGGCCAGUGGGACCCGCUCACGGAGAGCCCGCCGCCCAUCAUGUGCGAGAAGGGCGACGCGCCGGGCUACGGCCUCCUCACGGAGUGCCGCGCGCAGUACACCUUCGGCCAGGAGUACUUCGGGAACUUCCUCAAGUCCUUCUACACGCUCUUCCAGGUCCUCACGGGCGAGUCCUGGUCCGAGGCCAUC